AUGUCUUCCGCCUUCGUCCAGCGCCCUGCCCCGGGCUUCAAGGCCACCACCGUCUUCCCCGGCGGCGAGUUCAAGGACAUUAACCUGUCCGACUACCUGGGCCAAUGGGUCGUCCUCCUCUUCUACCCCCUCGACUUCACCUUCGUCUGCCCGACCGAGAUCAUCCAGUACAACGACGCGCUCCCCCGCUUCCGCGCCCUCAACACCGCGGUCCUAGGCGUCUCGACCGACUCCCACUUCUCCCACCUCGCCUGGACCGAGAAGCCCCGCAAGCAGGGCGGCCUCGGCGCGGACCUCGAGCUGCCCCUCGUCGCUGACAAGUCGCACAAGAUCUCGCGCGACUACGGCGUGCUGAUCGAGGACGAGGGCGUCGCCCUGCGCGGCCUGUUCAUCAUCGACCCCAAGGGCGUCCUGCGCCAGAUCACCGUCAACGACCUGCCCGUCGGCCGCAAUGUCGAGGAGACCAUCCGCCUCGUCGAGGCCUUCCAGUUCACCGACGAGCACGGCGAGGUCUGCCCCGCCGGCUGGCAGAACGGCAGCAAGGGCAUGAAGGCCGACCCCAAGGGCAGCCUCGAGUACUUCGCCGCCCAGGGCGAGACCAACGGACACGCCAACGGCAACGGCCAGAAGCGUUUGAGGGUCGACUAA
Molecule: messenger RNA, 648 nt
Organism: Colletotrichum higginsianum IMI 349063
Lineage: Eukaryota; Fungi; Ascomycota; Sordariomycetes; Glomerellales; Glomerellaceae
Product: AhpC/TSA family protein
Exons: 2
Coding region: 1-648 (215 amino acids)
Biological process (GO): cellular response to stress; cell redox homeostasis; hydrogen peroxide catabolic process
Cellular component (GO): cytosol
Molecular function (GO): thioredoxin peroxidase activity
Source: RefSeq, a predicted model, not a curated record